Molecule: messenger RNA, 2776 nt
Organism: Hypomesus transpacificus
Lineage: Eukaryota; Metazoa; Chordata; Actinopteri; Osmeriformes; Osmeridae
Product: nucleoporin NSP1-like
Exons: 6
Coding region: 1-1317 (438 amino acids)
Biological process (GO): regulation of glutamate receptor signaling pathway
Source: RefSeq, a predicted model, not a curated record
AUGACCCCGGGUGCUACAACCACCGCUGCAGCAGGAGGAUCCACUAUGACCCCGGGUGCUACAACCACCGCUGCAGCAGGAGGAUCCACUAUGACCCCAGGUGCUACAACCACCGCUGCAGCAGGAGGAUCCACUAUGACCCCAGGUGCUACAACCACCGCUGCAGCAGGAGGAUCCACUAUGACCCCAGGUGCUACCACCACCGCUGCAGCAGGAGGAUCCACUAUGACCCCAGGUGCUACCACCACAGCUGCAGCAGGAGGAUCCACUAUGACCCCAGGUGCUACCACCACCGCUGCAGCAGGAGGAUCCACUAUGACCCCAGGUGCUACCACCACAGCUGCAGCAGGAGGAUCCACUAUGACCCCAGGUGCUACCACCACCGCUGCAGCAGGAGGAUCCACUAUGACCCCAGGUGCUACAACCACCGCUGCAGCAGGAGGAUCCACUAUGACCCCAGGUGCUACAACCACCGCUGCAGCAGGAGGAUCCACUAUGACCCCAGGUGCUACAACCACCACUGCAGCAGGAGGAUCCACUAUGACCCCAGGUGCUACAACCACCGCUGCAGCAGGAGGAUCCACUAUGACCCCAGGUGCUACAACCACCGCUGCAACAGGAGGAUCCACUACCAUCCAAACCACCACUCUGUUCGUCAGUAAUAACAUUGUUGAGACUUUCACGUCCAACAUCACCAGGGAUUCCUGCGGAAAGACCCAGUUUUGUGCUUCCGAGCCAUCGACCUGCAUUCCCAGCUCCCAGUCCUGUUUCUUCGUGUCUGCGGCCCAGUCCUCAGGCCAGGUCUUCUCUUUCCAGCUGAAUGGACCUUCAACCAGCUACAUUGCCAUGGGACUCGCAACUAGCGCUGCACAGAGCUUAAACGUCCCCACCUAUGUGUGCGCAAACAGCAAUGGCACUUUCAAGUUCUUCACCACUUUCCUGAACAACAACGAACUUGUGAUGACAUCGCUGCCGGUGAACGAAGUGAAGGGCGUCGUGAGAGGGAAGCUGCUCCAGUGUGCCUUCACGGCCUCUCUCCCCAGGGCCAGCGGGGUCUCCUCCAAGUCCCCUGACACCAGCUUUAUCGUCUCCAUGUCGGAGGGAACCCUUACUGAGGGCAUGCUGAACACCCCCACCGCCCGGCUGCGGAGCACUGAGGCAGUCGACCUGAGCAACCCCAACAGCACCAUCACCAACAGCCUCACCGCCACCACCACCGCCCCCGCCACCACCGCCAGCCACGGCAUCACGCUGCAGCGCUCCCUCUCCCAAGCUCUGUUGAUCCUGUUGGGUGUGCUUGGUCUGACCAUGCUGUGAGAUGAGUCUGGAUGUGAGGACCUGGAGGAACUCAGGAUGCCAACAGCCAUUCGAUUCUAUUGAGCCUUCCUAUGGAUUCUAUUCUGACCCUUCCAAUCCUUUUAGAUGAUUUUACUCAACAGAAGUUGUAGGAAAUAAGUAUUUCAUUCCGGGCACUAUUUGAAGAGCAAUCACUGACGGCUUUGCUCUGAUUGAAGUGAUCUGAUGAUUUUUGUAAUUUGAAUGUUUGAUUCUACCCAAUGAUACAAAAAUACUUAUUUUAUUUCCCUGUGUACUAUUUAUUUUGUUCUCCCAUUUGUUGUAGCUCUGAAAAAGACUCUCAAUGAACAACAGGGUUCAUAUUCAGGUAGCUGUAUGUGUGUGAGAGAGAGAGACAGUCAGGUAGUCCCGGAGUUGAAGUAUACUUCCAAAAGAAGCUUGAAGAGAGCAAAUGAGUGUGUUAGAGUGUGUGUGUGUGUGUUGGUCUGUGUGUCAUGUCAGAAUACUGAAUGUGUGAUAGAUUUAAUUGAAAUAGAACACUCAAACAUAUCUUAUUUUAGUGUACGGGUGAGUCUGUAGACUUAGUCUACAGUUGACAAAUACAAUCAUGUUUAUCUACAGUUUAUGCUUCCCUGUUUUAUUUGUUAGCUCGAAUGUGUCUUUAUGAGAGCAAUAGGAGUACCCAUACACCACUGGAUGGUGAUGGUCAUGUAAUUGCAUGACAAAUAAGUUACAUGCAAUUUUUUAAAUGUUCUUUAUUAUGAAAAUGUUAUUCAAUAAACACAAUUUAUAGUCCUGCACUAUCUUUGUAAAUGAAUUCAUUUUUGAGGUGGGAGAAAAAGGAUAAAAACAAUUUGUUAUUGUUUUUGUUGUUGUUUUUGUUGUUGUUUUUGUUGUUGUUGAAAAAGUCAAUUAAGAACACAGGAUAUGAUGCGUAGAAGAAGCUAAGAGGAACAGAGAAGAAGGAGGAACAGUAAAGAAGACCACAGAGUACAGAUUGUAUAAGAAGGAUUUUCAAAAACUGUAGAAAUGUAACAGAAACGGUAUACACAGGUAACAUUUUCUCCAGUUGUUGCCAUGGCCCAGUAUCUGGACAUGACUGCUUGUUUUUUUUCAAGGCAGUUUAUUCUUUUACGCUUUUUAAAAAAGAUUUUAACUUUGAUUGGUUAGUGACAACAUUUACAAACAUAGUGUAGGGGACCCUUUGAUUGGCAAUUUAUUUUAUUUUUUUACCAAAAACUAGUAAAAAUUUGAGAAUAUUGAAAUGUGAAACAUAUUCUGCAAAUGUAAAACACGUUCCACAAAUGUAAAAUCGUUUUCACACAUGUAGUAAAUCGCACUGGACACCCGUAAUGUAGCAAUGUAGGUUCUAUGUGCUGUACCUGGACUGUUAAAGGGGUGACAAGGGAGUUUUCUUUUCUAAACUGCAAAGCAUCAGUGUAGUAGAAACAGUUUGCAUGUAAUAACAUUGGGAUCAAUU